Molecule: messenger RNA, 3024 nt
Organism: Aspergillus wentii DTO 134E9
Lineage: Eukaryota; Fungi; Ascomycota; Eurotiomycetes; Eurotiales; Aspergillaceae
Product: F-box domain protein
Exons: 2
Coding region: 1-3024 (1007 amino acids)
Molecular function (GO): protein binding
Source: RefSeq, a predicted model, not a curated record
AUGGAGAAUGACAUGCGGUCGCUGAGAGCUGAGCGGCAUAAUAGCUCCUUCGACGACUCGGAGCAGCUAGCCGAUGCAGCACCUAGGCGACAAUGCGAAUACUCGGAAGAGAACCCGACCAAGAAUGACGAGCAGGGCUUGUCGUCUUUCAAUCGAUUGCCACCCAAUGUGAUUGAACACAUUCUCUAUCUCGUUGAUCCAAAUACAUUCGCAUCUCUGGUCCUGCUGAAUCGAAACUGGAGGCAUGUAUCGGAUUCUUUACUCCUUUAUUCUUAUCAUUUAUCCCGAUGUCCAUCAUUUUCCAUGACCCAGGAGGUCAUUUCAGACCCGGUUGGCUUGGGAGGCCUCAGUUCCCUCAAGCGCAAAUUCUUUAGUGAGAUUAGUAGAAAUACAUUCGAUGUGUUUCUCAGACCCCACAAAACUCUCAUUAAGCUCAUCUCAACGUCGAUGAGCUCUUCUACAGCAUUUCCACAAGGUGAAGCUUUUCGCUUCACAUUUUCGGCCAGGGGCCAAAUGAUUCUUUGUUUGAGUUCGUCGAGAAUCAUUGUGCUCGAUGUAACAUCUGGACCUGCCAUGGUGAAGCAUGAACUCAAAACACGGAGACGUCCGUUGAGCGCAACCAUUUUAGACGAUGGAUCGCUCCUUGCAGUUGUAUCUUCAAGGCACCAAGUCAAUAUCUAUAGUCUUUCAAAUGAGGAGGCAAAGCAUAUACAAGGGUUAGCUUUGAAUGAUGUUCCGCGAUCGCUGGCCCUUUCUCCAACUGGCGGUGUUCUUGCUAUCGCCUAUGACGAUAUGAUCGAAGUCUAUGCUUUGGGAGAAGACGCACUUGUCACUCAGCGAAGAGCCGUUCGCUGCUUUGGAGUCGAUUAUCUCUCAUUCUCUUGUGAUGGGGAGAUGCUAUUUGGAUCAUCUGCUGAUGGUCGAAACAGCAAUGUAGUAACCAUCACAGUGCCGUUUUAUACAGAACCCGAAGGCGAGUCAUCCUCGAGGGACAUUGAGAUACGCAUGUGGACAACACAGAUUCUUUUCCCGGACAUAAUCCGCGGCUACAGCCACGCUUGCCUGCUACCAGUGCAUGCGGAGGAUGCGGGUGGCUGGAUUUUGGGCUACGAUAGACAAACGGCGGCAUUCAAAGCAAUUAGGGCCAACAGUGUGAACUCGGGCACCACAUACUUCGUGCCCCCCUUGGCCAGUAACGGGCCCCAAGAUUCUUCAACCAUCGUUAUGCCUACCGCGGACAGUAAGGGCGAGCUUAUUGCACUGGGAUUUCAGAGCGGUGGUCUUUGGUUAUAUGGUGUACCCGACCGCCUUGAUGUUGCCCCCGCAAUGAGCCCAACUAUGGAAGCCGAUGCUGCGUCGACCGCUAGUCAACGCCCCAUGGAAGGCUUUUUUACACCUCAAGAUGAUUUUGUGCGCUUACAGCGAGCAAUUGGCCAGCCAAAAGUUUUGAUUCGUGGGCAUCAGGUAACCGACAUUUCUGGAAUUACGGCAGCCCAUUGGGUGCAUCCCACGAACAUCAUGUUCAGUGAAGAGGCCAGACGCUCUAGGUUGGUGGCUGUAGCUCCUGGUGGUGUCAGUCCCCCAACUAUUGGUGAAGAGGACGUGCCAGUCGAUGGUGGAAGAGUGCUCAUCCUGGACUUUGAGAGGUCCACGGAAAACGGCAAAGUACAUGAAAUUAACAUCGAAAUUGGAGAGGCAGAGCCUAAGAUGCUUAGAGAACCGAACUCUAGUCUGGACACCGAGGUUGAGCUGGAGAGAAGAAGAACUCGUGUUCACCGUGGGACUACCACAUCGCAGCGAGCAAGAGCUGCCACUAGGGAUUCGUAUCCAGCUGCAGCUUUGAAUAGGAAUAAAGUGUCACCGUUCAAUACUCGCAGGAACAGUUUUACCCUAUCCAGCUCCCCCAAUAAUGAUCUUGAUUUUGGCGAUACGCUUGCAUUUCCAGAUACCCCUUAUGAUAACACCCAGCCACGUUCCCGCGAUACGCUGCAGCGUGCUGCCACCGCAGCGGCAGUUACUCGUCGGCGUCGCAAUCCCUCUCCUCAGCCUGAAGCAAACCGCAUUCCUUUUGGACAACAGAUUCCUCAUGAGAGUGACGCUGAUAACUGGGUUCCACCCCCACCGCCAUAUACCCGCGAACCUGAUGUCCCACUGCCGGAAUCUCUUAGAAGAACCCUUCUUCCAACUACGGCUCCUGUCCAAACGGCUGACGAAGAAACUUCUCCUGUUCGAAGAGCUCACACCACUCGCCUAGACAGCCGGAGCCAAGAUACCAUUUCUCGAUCUCGAUCCCGCCCCGCCAUUCAAAGACUGAACACCAUCACCGGGUCUAGAUUGGUUUCCCGGAUAAGGAGGAACACUAGAGAUUCUGAAACUCAUGACCGAACUCAAGGCCAAACAAAUGGUCUCCCGCAGAGGAGAAGAGGUUCAUCUGUUCACUCCCCUAUACCUGUUGGGAGGGCCUCGGGAUCCCUCGGAGCACAGUCACCAGAAGAGAGACCCACCACCCCCGGAGGAUCAUUCGCAGAUGUUGCCCAGUUUCCUUUACAGUCCAACUCAAUCCUCCCCUUAUCAUCAGCUACCGAAGCUAUUCAGCAUGUUCCUCCCCAGGCAGUGCUGUUACAAGGAAACCAACCUGCACGCCUGACUGCUGAUCAGCCCAUGAUGGGAGGGUCAAUGCAAUGGCCGCCCCCUAUUCCCCCGCUUCCAGAUGGUGCAUCAAGGAAUUACCACUCAUAUUCCAUCUCGUCGCCAAAUCUCCUGCACGUCCCGGAACGUGAGUAUGUUGUACCAGACAGAGUGCCAACUAUUGCGUCGCGGACGGGGCCACAUAGACCCACAAACGAACACCCCCAGCCUUCAGAUAUUGGAAGAAUGAACCCAGGUCAGCGAGUUUCUACAGAUCCUACAAACUCACAGUCGCCAACCCCGUCGAACGAUAUCUGGCGAAGGCGGAUCGAGGAGUGGAAUGAACGAACUAUCUAUGAAAGAAGCAGGAAGAGUCGCAGAUGCGUCGUAAUGUAA